AUGCCAACGUUGACUUCGAUGUUGCCCGCUGCUGGCUUGUUCUUACCGGAAACACUGCAUCGGGCUGACCUCCCCACGCAAGCGCCUACGGAGACCGAAGGAACGAAGCUGAAGUACUUCCAACGCAAGAUCGGGCGGCCGAAGCAGGAGCCUAGGAACUCUGAGGACCGGCGGCCGUCAACUGCUAUUCCGAGGGAAACACCCGAUGACAUCUUAUGCGACUUUCCAGCGAUACCGACUACCUACUACUUUGCGGACUAUGUCCUCACCACCGAGAAGGCUUCUGCGGAUACCAUCGCUUUCGUAAGCAUCAUCCAACAAGUGCGACAAGACAUCGAUGAGGCGACGCGCCUUUUCAUCUCAUCUGCGGUUUCGAAUUUCCUGGAUGCUUACCCAAAUAAGCGGAGAUGGAUCGAGACUUCUUUGCUCGAGGUGCGGCGUGCUCUUAACGAAAUCGGCAUGGAUAUGGACAAAGCCUGGGGCCACGAUGGAGAUGGUGGCACAGCUGCAUCGAAGCUCAAGCUUGAGUGGGGUCUAAGAAACCAGAAGAAACUUCUGAAAAAGAAGCAGCUAUUAGAUCAGUGCCACGCUCAGUUGACCGGUGCUAUCUACGUCAUGCAAACGGCAGAACUCUGUGGGAAGCCUGGUGCUAUCGCAGAAACACCCAUUUUCGAGGCUCCGGUACGACCUUGGGUACCUCAUGAUGAGAAAGACGCGCUACGUGGGCCUUAUUCAAGGCAGAAAUACCGAACGAAUCAGGCGAAUGUCUCCGCAUCAAAUAUUACACUGGCGUCUGAAGCUGAAAAAGACGACGUCGAAACCGGUAGUAUCAAUUCGGUGCCUGUAGAGCUGGCUGGUAGUACGCCGGCUGACUUGGACAUCGAGGAGAGGCAAAACUCACAGAGCUUCCUGAGCCCUCAGGUGUCCCGCGAAUUCAGUACUGAAAGCUCGACACUGUCCAGACGACCACGAGCACGCUCAGACUACUCCCGACAAUCCGUCGUUCGGGAACCAAGACCUCGCGCCUCCAUCGAUGUCGUUCCUUCCUCCUCGAAUAAUGGCGAUGCAACAAUCGAGCGCACCGACUCCACUCUGUCCACACAAGCUACGCCGUCGCCCCGCCAUCGUCCUACAAGUAGCGAAGGACUUGCGCAACCACAACAUGAGAAGGGGGAUGCGGAUACGCCGUCGAUGAAUGAGGGCGACUCGAGCCUGCGACGAAAUAGCUUUGCCUCUGUGGAGCGCACAUCGUCGCCUAUGUCUCACUAUGCAACAUCUAUACACACUUUGCGAUCGCCCAGUGCUCUUGUCAAUGUUACCACUUUCACCGACGACGAGCCAGUUCGUCGCCCAAGUAGCCAGCGGCCGUCACAGCGCAUGUCGAAAAGGCUGUCACAAACGUCAAGUAGCAGAUCCUUUAACGCUACACCUUCACCCACAAUUACCACAGUCGCUGAAACUACAACAACACCUGGUACGGAAGAGGAGGCGACUACCCUUCCGAUAACUGCACCGUCUUAUCCACCACCACCGCCGCCCCAGAUCAUCGCCCCGGCAAGUUCGCAACCCAUAAUUGCCAGCCCUACAGAGACGCCAGAAGAGCUAGACGAUGACGACGUCGUACUCUCCGUCCUUCAGCAACGCCUUGCCAGCGCGACAGAGACGCCAACGGAGCUAGACGAUGACGACGUCGUCCUCUCCGUCCUUCAGCAACGACUUCGUAGCCACAAAGUCAUCAAGACGAUGGCUGAAGACUUAGUGCGACAGGCUUCCACUACAGAAGCGGCGCAACCGAUAACGGAUACGCAACAAGCCAUACUUUCACCACCCGUAUUGCACGAGCAACCAACUCCCACACCGAAACAAGAGUUGCGCGUGGAGGUACCACCCACUACCUCAUCAGUUCCAGUUCAGAUAGAGAUACCUCCUCCCGUUCCGUCUGUUCCAGUACAGGUAGAGAGUCUCCCAGCGCCUUCCAACGAAAGUCAGAACGGAGAUGUGUCGAAGAAGCCCAUGUCAGCGCAGGCUAAGCGAAGAGCUGCGCACGCACGAAGAAUGCAACUAGCUUUUGGUGACGAUACGGCGGCUUGA
Molecule: messenger RNA, 2091 nt
Organism: Alternaria triticimaculans
Lineage: Eukaryota; Fungi; Ascomycota; Dothideomycetes; Pleosporales; Pleosporaceae
Exons: 3
Coding region: 1-2091 (696 amino acids)
Source: RefSeq, a predicted model, not a curated record